This is a messenger RNA of Onychostoma macrolepis, 17229 nucleotides long. RefSeq names its product calcium voltage-gated channel subunit alpha1 Ia (gene cacna1ia). Gene Ontology annotation, biological process: calcium ion import; neuronal action potential; membrane depolarization during action potential. Gene Ontology annotation, molecular function: voltage-gated sodium channel activity; low voltage-gated calcium channel activity. NCBI's taxonomy places the organism in Eukaryota, Metazoa, Chordata, Actinopteri, Cypriniformes, Cyprinidae. The transcript is spliced from 35 exons. The record is from RefSeq and is a predicted model, not a curated record. The coding region runs from base 225 to 6578 and encodes 2117 amino acids. Gene Ontology annotation, cellular component: voltage-gated sodium channel complex; plasma membrane; voltage-gated calcium channel complex.
CUAACACAUUUAUUUUUUGCUAAAGUAAUUUCUUUCAAAACAAGAACCUUACUAACCCUCAAACUAGUGUAUGUCCUAGCACCAUGAUAGCAAUUUUCCCACAGGUAAGCACCUAAAGCAAAAAGUUUAAAUGUCUAAUUUUGUGUAUUAUUGUAUUUACUUGUCUGCUGAUAAAUAUUAGCCUUAACAUAAGCUUCCUCACGUGGUUCGAGCGCAUCAGUAUCAUGGUGAUCCUGCUGAACUGCGUCACUCUGGGGAUGUACCAGCCCUGCGAGAACAUCGACUGCACCUCAGAGCGCUGUCAGGUUCUACAGGCAUUCGAUGCAUUUAUCUAUAUUUUCUUUGCACUGGAGAUGGUGGUGAAGAUGGUGGCUCUGGGGAUCUUUGGCCGUCGCUGUUAUCUUGGCGAUACUUGGAACAGACUGGACUUUUUCAUCGUCAUGGCAGGGAUGGUUGAAUACUCCCUUGAUCUCCAGAACAUCAACUUCUCCGCCAUCAGAACAGUGCGUGUACUCAGACCUCUCAAAGCCAUCAACAGAGUACCCAGUAUGCGUAUCCUAGUGAACCUACUGCUGGACACUCUGCCCAUGCUGGGAAAUGUGCUUCUGCUCUGUUUCUUUGUCUUCUUCAUUUUUGGCAUCAUUGGCGUACAGCUGUGGGCUGGACUAUUAAGAAAUCGCUGUUACCCAGAGGAGAACUUCACCCUCACAUCUGGCCUCACCCUCCCCGCCCCAUAUUAUCAGCCUGAGGAGGAUGACGAGCGGCCAUUCAUCUGCUCGCUGGCUCAGGAUAACGGCAUCAUGUCCUGCAGCGACGUGCCCGCUCGGAGAGAAGGCGGACGGGAGUGCUGUCUAGAUAAAGAGGAUGCGCUGCACCGUCAGGCCCUGGGCCUGAGCGCGGAGCCGCUGGUCAACGGCAGUGCCUCCGCCAUGGGACUCUGUGUGAACUGGAACCAGUACUACACCCGCUGUCACACAGGACACUCCAACCCACAUAAAGGAGCGAUCAAUUUUGACAACAUAGGUUAUGCAUGGAUCGUCAUAUUUCAGGUGAUCACGCUGGAGGGCUGGGUGGAGAUCAUGUACUAUGUCAUGGACGCUCAUUCCUUCUACAACUUCAUCUACUUCAUAUUCCUCAUCAUCAUUGGAUCUUUCUUCAUGAUUAAUCUGUGCCUGGUGGUCAUUGCCACUCAGUUUUCGGAGACCAAACAGCGAGAGCACCAGCUGAUGCAAGAGCAACGCGCUCGCUACCUGUCCUCAAGCACGCUGGCUUCACUCGCUGAGCCCGGAGACUGUUACGAGGAGCUCUUCCAGCUGGUCUGCCACAUCCUGCGCAAGGCCCGCCGCCGCUCGGCCGCCCUUUACUACAUGCUCCGUGGCAAAGCCCCUCCCCCUGGAGGAGGGAGGGGGCGUGGCAGGGGAGGGGCAGGAUCGACAGGGGGAGGAGCUAAUGUGAAUGGGAGCGAAAGACACCACUGCCAUUCUACUCAGACAGCGCCUCAUUGUAUUCACGAUACCAAGUUGGACCACAGCUCCCAACCUCUGGAGAACGCAAUCUCCCUUUCCGUCACCCCAAACCCCGAGGAGUGUCCACAGUGUGCUGCCACCCUGUCACUCAAGGAGGGGGCGGGAUCGACGGGGCACUCAGCCAAUGGGGAGGAAGAGGAGGGUGCGCUGGAGGAGACCGACAGGGAUGAGAACCGCUUGGAUGAGAAGCUGGACAAUGACUCCGGGGACUCGCCAAAGAGGAAACGCUCCUGUUUUGGGAAAUGUAAAGAUGUUUGGGAUGAAAUAAGAGUGAAGCUUUGGGGUAUAGUUGAAAGCAAGUACUUCAACAGAGGGAUUAUGAUCGCCAUCCUCAUCAAUACAAUCAGCAUGGGCAUCGAGCACCAUAACCAGCCUGAUGAACUGACUAAUGUCCUGGAGAUAUGUAACAUAGUGUUCACCAGUAUGUUCACCCUGGAGAUGAUCCUCAAGCUGACUGCCUUUGGCUUCUUUGAAUAUCUGAGAAACCCCUACAACAUCUUUGAUGGCAUUAUUGUGAUCAUCAGUGUAUGUGAGAUCAUCGGGCAGUCUGACGGGGGUCUGUCCGUCCUGAGGACGUUCAGACUGUUGAGGGUCAUAAAGCUGGUGCGUUUCAUGCCAGCUCUGCGCAGACAGUUGGUGGUCCUGAUGAAGACCAUGGAUAACGUGGCCACCUUCUGCAUGUUACUAAUGCUCUUUAUCUUCAUAUUCAGUAUUCUGGGAAUGCACAUAUUUGGCUGCAAGUUCAGCCUGAAGACAGAGGCUGGGGACACAGUACCUGACAGGAAAAACUUUGACUCCCUGCUUUGGGCCAUUGUCACAGUGUUUCAGAUCCUAACUCAAGAGGACUGGAACAUGGUUUUGUAUAACGGCAUGGCCUCUACCUCCCCCCUGGCUGCCCUGUAUUUCGUCGCGCUCAUGACUUUUGGGAACUACGUUCUGUUCAAUCUGCUUGUGGCCAUCUUAGUGGAAGGAUUUCAGGCUGAGGGUGAUGCUAACCGUUCCUACUCUGAUGAUGACAGAUCCUCUUGUAACUUAGAAGAAACUGAGAAAAAGGACUCACUCCAGCUGUCAGAUCCCAAGAUUUCCACUUUGACCCCUAAUGGGCAUCUGGAUUUGGCACCUGCACCCAACGCCAGGGGCCUGUACCCAUCUGAAAGGCUGAGCUUUGCCCUGGGUUCCCGCAAGAGCAGUGUGAGCUCUCUGGGCAGGGCUAGCCUGGAGCUGACGGCGCUGUGUCCAGGACGAGCCUCUCUGUACCACAACUGGGGACGGCCCGCACGGCCAGGAAUAUGGAGUCGCAGGUCGAGCUGGAACAGCUUGGGUCGAUCCUCUAGAUGCCUGGGGAUGGGGGGCGGAGGCAGUUUAAGGGUCCGUAGCCCUCACUCUCGCCCUGCUGAGCAGGAGUCCCUGCUGUCUCCUCCGCCCCCUCCGCUGCACCCGUCUUUGCUCUCCAGACACUUCGUCCCACGCAGAGAACGGCGGGCUCUCUCUCUGGAGCUUCCUGAGCUGCUGCAGGUGCCUGGACCGGCCUUGCCUCCUCUGCAUCCCCGGCAACGCAAGAAGAGCUUCUCUGGGGGUCUGGGAAGCGUUGGAGAGCACCAGGACUGUAAUGGGAAGACACCGUCAGUCCAACCACAAAUCAUCAACGAAGUCUACCCUCAGGUCAAUACACGAAAGGACAGGGAGGAUCUGGAUGAUGAGCUGGACUAUAGUCUAUGUUUCCGGAUCCAGAAGAUGAUAGAGGUGUACAGACCAGACUGGUGUGAGACCAGGGAAGACUGGUCCGUCUUCCUCUUCUCUCCCCAAAACAAGUUCAGGUUGAUGUGCCAGUCCAUUAUAGCCCAUAAGCUGUUUGACUAUGUGGUGCUGGCCUUCAUCUUCUCAAACUGCAUCACUGUGGCUCUGGAGAGACCCAAGAUCCUUCAGGGUAGCCUGGAGAGGCUUUUCCUCACCGUGUCCAAUUACAUUUUCACAGCCAUAUUUGUGGGGGAGAUGACACUCAAGGUGGUGUCUAUGGGUUUGUAUAUUGGAGAGCAGGCGUACUUGCGCAGCAGUUGGAACAUUUUGGAUGGUUUCCUGGUGUUUGUGUCUUUGAUUGACAUUGUCGUGUCGAUGGCGGGCGGGGCUAAGAUCCUGGGGGUGCUCAGGGUUCUUAGGCUUCUGCGCACACUGCGCCCCCUCAGGGUUAUCAGUCGAGCUCCUGGCCUCAAACUGGUUGUGGAGACUUUGAUCACCUCUCUGAAGCCUAUAGGAAACAUAGUUCUCAUCUGCUGUGCCUUUUUCAUCAUCUUUGGCAUCCUGGGAGUCCAGCUUUUCAAAGGCAAGUUCUACUACUGCUUGGGCCUGGAUGUCAGAAACAUCACCAACAAGUCCGACUGCCUCUUGGCCAAUUAUAAGUGGGUCCAUCACAAGUACAACUUUGACAACUUGGGGCAGGCUCUGAUGUCCCUGUUUGUGCUGGCGUCGAAGGACGGCUGGGUCAACAUCAUGUAUCAUGGUUUGGAUGCAGUGGCUGUGGACCAGCAGCCCAUAACCAAUAACAACCCCUGGAUGCUGCUGUACUUCAUCUCCUUUCUCCUGAUUGUCAGUUUCUUCGUGCUGAACAUGUUUGUUGGAGUGGUGGUGGAGAACUUCCACAAGUGCCGACAGCACCAGGAGGUGGAGGAGGCCAAGAGGAGGGAGGAGAAGCGACUGAGACGCAUGGAGAAAAAGAGACGGAAGGCCCAGAAGUUGCCCUACUAUGCCAGUUACAGUCAUGUGCGACUGAUGAUCCACACCCUGUGCACCAGUCACUACCUGGACAUCUUCAUCACCUUCAUCAUCUGUGUAAACGUUGUGACUAUGUCACUGGAGCACUACAGCCAGCCUCAUUCUCUGGAGAUCACACUCAAGUACUGUAAUUAUUUCUUCACCAGCACCUUUGUGCUGGAGGCUGUCCUGAAGCUCAUCGCGUUUGGCUUCCGCCGUUUCUUCAAAGACAGGUGGAACCAGCUGGAUUUGGCUAUAGUGCUGCUGUCAGUCAUGGGCAUCACGUUGGAGGAGAUCGAGAUCAGUGCUGCUCUGCCCAUCAACCCCACCAUCAUACGCAUCAUGAGGGUCCUGCGCAUUGCACGUGUGCUAAAGUUGUUAAAGAUGGCCACGGGAAUGAGAGCGCUGCUGGAUACGGUAGUUCAAGCCCUGCCACAGGUGGGGAACCUUGGCCUCCUCUUCAUGCUGCUGUUCUUCAUUUAUGCUGCACUGGGGGUGGAAUUGUUUGGAGAGCUGGUGUGCAAUGAGGACUACCCAUGUGAGGGCAUGAGUCGGCACGCCACCUUUGAGAACUUCGGCAUGGCGUUCCUCACCCUCUUCCAGGUCUCCACUGGUGAUAACUGGAACGGCAUAAUGAAGGACACUCUUCGAGAAUGCCCGCCAGGCGAAUACACCUGUAAUCCCAGCCUACAAUUCAUCUCUCCGAUGUACUUUGUGAGCUUUGUGCUUACGGCCCAGUUUGUUCUCAUCAAUGUGGUCGUGGCAGUGCUGAUGAAACACCUGGACGACUCCAACAAAGAAGCCCAGGAGGAGGCAGAGAUGGAUGCAGAGAUUGAACUGGAGCUGGCCCAGGGAACGCUCUGCUGCAUCGGAGGAGGGGGGCCUGUAGCAGAGAGGAGCAGUAUGGGGCAUCAGGGGGCUGGACCCAGCUCUACUGUUCCACCUCACUCCCCAAACACACUCCUAGGGGUCCACGAGCCCAACAGCACCAGGAAACUCUACUCACCAGCCCAGGAGAACUUGUGGCUGGACAGUGUAUCUCUGCUUAUCAAAGAUUCAUUUGAAGGGGAGAUGCUGAUGAUUGACAACCUCUCUGGCUCCGUCUUCCAUCAUUACUCCUCUCCACCCGUCUGCAAGGACUGCAGGACUCAUCCGCAAGAGCAGAUCCACAUGGCUGAACUGGAGCAGGCGUCUCUGAGGUCGGAGCAGCUCUCAGAUAAGUCAUCCUCACCAGCGCUGCCUGAUGACCUCAGCCUGGACGAGCAGAGCGUGUACCAGAUGGCUGCCAAAGAGGGCAAGGAAAGGGGUUGUGAUGAGUGCCUAAACACUGAAGAACCUGGAGGGAGAGGUGACGGCAGGUUACAGCGACCCUCUCGGGUUCACAGCUCUGGGACAGAUGAUGGGGCGGCAGUGAAUGGAUGCGGUUCUCAAAGUCCACAUCACAACACACCUGCUCGUCACAGCAUAGGUGGAGUUCCCUGUAGCAGCAGUAAUCAGGAGCACCCAGAGGUUUCUGGAGCUUCGAGCCUCUCUACCACUCCUAUCCGUCUCCCUGCUGAAUUCUUCUACCCAGCUGCCGCGGCCCUCCCCGCACCCCCGAGAGGCCGGCCGGGACACAAACCAAGAGGGCUUCGGCUAACUUCCCCAGCCUCAUGGGCGUCUCUACGCUCUCCUGGAGCAAACACCAGGCUGCUCACCACACAGUAUCCAUCUCACAGUGACUCCUCCCUGGCCACGGGGAGCUCAGAAAGCAGCCUACCAACCACCAUGGAAGAAGGGCUCAGUUUCAUCGUAUCCACCACCCAGCCGCUGCUGGACACACUCCUCGACGAUCGCGCCAGCCUCUCCACGGAGACCCUGAGACCCAGUCCUCCAGCCACCCAGAACCUCCAAACUACGAGGGGACACCAGCGCAGCAAGAGCAGCUGUGAAACGGACAUGAGUGCAGGAAGAAUUCGGCAAGGAUCCGAUGAAGAUGUAGGGAUGGUACGGUGCAGUUCUAACCAGACGUGUGACAGCCAGCAGCUCUCAGAGACGCCAAGCAGCCUGUCGCUGACGUCGCUACUUCUGCCGAGCUCUCUAGCGCCCCCGUCUGUGAAAAAGUGCAACAGCACGGGCAGCUUAGACCACGGGACUCUCACAACCCAAGAAAAAGUGUUCACAAAAGAGCCACAGGGUAAAAUCACCAGCCCCUGGAAAAAAAGUAGAGAAGCAAGAAGAGAGAGUCAAUUGGAGGCAGCACAAGGAAAAGACGGGGAAAGUACAAGCCAAAUAACAAUUGUGGGCUCCAGGAAAAAUAGAUGAAACUUUACCUAGUGUUAGUUAUUUCUAAAGCCCACUACUCGAUCUCUGUUUUUUUCAGGGAGCAGUUUGACAUGUGGCGUUCCAUCAAGUCUUUCUCUCUCUAUCUCCCUGUUUUCAUUUGUGACCUGUUACCAUUUUGUAUUUGCUUGUGGUAAACGUCCAACAGGACUGUAGAGAAACUGGAUAGAGAGACCUGAGAGCAGUUUGGCCCCUUAGAGCAUGACUAGACCGAAGGGGACUGUUCAAACAGCUGCCUGAACAAUCAGGUCAGGAGACGACAUACAGUACAGGCAAAGCUUUCCGUAUGCCGGAAUGCUGGGAGUUUUCUCAAAAGUUAUUUAAAAAGGAAAAAAAAAAAGAUAAACCUACUAUUAUAUAUAGAGGAACUGAAAAGAUACGGAGAUACAGUUAAAAAAAUACAGUAAAAGAGAUUGAUUCUCUAAAAGAGGGCAUGUUGUGUUUAAUGAUUUGACACAGUUACAUUACAAUGAAGAUUUUAGGAUUUUAACUCUUUCAGUAUACACAUAUUUUUACAGGUUUUUUUGUUCGUUUGUCAUUUUGUUUGUUUGUACUUGUUUUAUAUCACUGAGGAGAGAGAACAAUGUUCCUCAUUCAAUCUGAAGCAAAGCAUUUGUUUUAGAGAGUGACUAAAAUUAAUGAGAGGAAGUCAGACAUCCAUCUAUCUAUCUUAUCUAUCUGUCUGUCUGUCUGUAAUUUUAUUUAUUUAUUUAUCAUUCAGAUUUAUUUAUAUAUUUAUUUAAGUUAUUGUUUAUAUAUUUAAUUAAAGGGCAAAAUAUGUAAUCUCCUACCUUUUGCAUUAGGAGAUAAAGAAAAUAUGGACACAAGGACAAAGAACAGUCCUCUGCAUGACGGAGUCUCUUUACAAAGAAGUUCAAUGUAACAACUACUGAAGAUGUCAAUGCUGGAAGAAAGCAGUGAGGUUUUUACUCAGAUAUUUUUUUAUUGAUAUGCUCUGGAUCAAGGAAUAGGUGACGCGCAUUGUUGUGGUCACCGUUCUCCUCCCCACAACCCAAGAACAUUUCUCUAUGUGACUUUAUUCCCUGCAAGUGGCUUCCAUUUUUAUAAUUUUGAUUUGGUGGAGGAGACUUUUUGGUAUGCUCGGGUAAAUACAACCAAGCAAACAAAAAAAAAGGAAGAAAAAAAAAAAAAAACAUCCUAAGGAUUUUAGACUGUGGAUUACAUGAACUUAUGGAUGUUGAAUACAGCCAGACACAAAGGAUGAUGAACAGGCUGUGGGAUUUAAACGUGUCUUCAAGAACCCAGGAGCCUCUGCUUUAUUUUGGUCCUUGGAUGACAUGUCAGAUGAGGAAAACACAAGAUGGUGAUAUUUAGCUUUCAUUUUGACAAAACUAGGUUGAUUGGAUUUGCAACUGAAUCAAUUAUUUACACAUGAAUUUUCUUUAGCAUGGUUACUGGACUGCAGUAGGACACCUCUGAUUUAUUAUUCCUCCUCUUUGAAAAAAAAAAAAAAUGCACUCGUUUGCUCUUUAUUUCCUUUAGCUUAGACUCGGUCACUGUAUUCAUGUGCAAAUGGAGAAACUCUAGGUAUGACACUCCAAAUAUCUUAGUUUAGUCUGCUGUAGUGUUUAGCACCCCUGAUGUUUUUGUUGUUGUUUUUUUCUUUUAGAAUAUUCAGGUGAAUAUCACUUGUAAGGCUUGACCUGUUGAUGAACUUCAUUGUCAUUUGAUUGGUAGUGACUGUCCAUCCAUGACGUCUGGGUCUCUGUACAUUACGUCAGUUGUGUUGUGGUUUAGUCAGGACCUAAGUGCAGGAUUGUCGUUUUAUUCAUGGAGCCACCGUUUUGAAAUGAGGAACACCGAAGUAUUAAAGUUUAAUCAGCAAAACACAAUAACAAAGGGCUUACUUGGUUUCCAAGGUGUUCUUGGAUCUCACCAGACAAUUUUUGCUAAUAGUGCGCAAGACUUCAAAGGUUAGUCUGACACUACAGCAAUAAAGAGUAGCUUUGUGUGCCCCAAAUAUACAUAAUGAUGUCAAUGUCCUUUUUUUUUCCCUUUUCAAGAUUAUUUACCCUUGUUUACUAAGUAACAAAACCUGCACGACGUGAGGGCUGAUCACAUUACAUAACCGUUCAAGCAUUGAGAAUAGAUGGGCUGCCAAUGGUUCAGAUGAACAAAUGAAGUCAUUUCGAACUCAGGGCCUUGGAAAAUACCACUACCGAAUGCGCUGUUUCCUCAGGGAGACAGAUGGCUGGAAAAGGAGGACUGUAUGUUAAAUGUUAAUGUUCAUUUGAUUUGAUUUUGCAUUUAAUGCUCUAAUAAGCUUGCGUCAGUGCAUCGCCAUUAUAGCAGGAUACGAGUGUAGGCCAGUUUUAUUAAAGUAACAGGUAAACUGAAAGCUAAUUCAUAGCCAUCACUGUAUAGUUUGAAAGUGUAUGUAGCUUAAAGAAAAAUCUGACCAUGCAUUUAAGGAUGGAUGCAUAUAUUACGUGUAUGUACGUGUGGUUUUAAAUGGUCUGGAGUGAUGGGUGAGAUUUUAUACAAAACUCGAUGCGUCUUGUCACUGGGUUGAACAUAUGUACAUAUCCUUUUAUAUAUCAAAUUGCAUGUGUGCUACGACCAAUGACAAUGAUACAUGCAUUUUAGAGCGGUUGAGGCUUAGGUUUUAUUAUUUUAUUAUUUUUUCCCUCACCCUGAGGUCUUCCUGAAACUCUAUUAAUGUAAACUUAAUUUGAACCUCUAGCUUAGAUGGACAGUUCUGGUCCUCGAAUCUGAUUGGCUGUGCAGCGCUCAAUGAGUGCUGAUAUAUCACCUUUAGGACUACAUUUUCACUGUUGGAAUGACUCAGAUUGUGUGUGUGUGUUUGUGAGCGGUAUGGAGUGGAAGUGGGAUCGAUUUAUUUGUGUGAGCAGGGGGCGGGAAAUGCAAAAAAAACUGGCUUGAUUGCAGUGCUCUUUGCGGUCACUCCAUUCUGCUCACAUCCUCUCUUCUGUUGUAUGUACGUUGGUUGGCAACAUUCCCAUACGUUUUUGCUUCAAAAUAACGUUUGUCAUGUUGUGAUUUACCUCAUAGCUGACUGGUUUAGUUCUUGGCUUUUAACUCUUUACUGGAGAUGUUUUAAAAAUCCCUAUGGAAAAAUGAAUGGGAAAGAUACUUUCAGAACCAAGGGUGCUGAAAAAGUGGGCAAACACUUUUGCACUCUAUUGGCUUUUAAACGAUCUUGUGCUGUGAAUGACGACAGACUUCUCAUUUUUUGGUCAACUAUACCUUUAAUUUCUUGUGCUGAUAUUCAGCGCAGCAUGCUUAUGUGAUAUUGCUUAAUUUGGAUGUUCAUAAGUAAAAUUCAUUGGUUUGCCCCUCUAAAAGAAGCAAUAAACUCCAUGUAGCAUGACCCUUGGGAAAAUGAAGAUGGGUGGAAAAAGACCAGAGAGGUUCUGACAGGAGACACGCUACUAGUGCUUUGGCAUGCUUGUGUGGUCGCUCAAAAAGCACUGAAGCGGAAACUCAUGGGAGAAGUGUUGUUUCUCCACACCUAAACCAUCUCUCCCCUCCAGCUAUCUGUCCUUUAAAUGUCAGCUGCUCUGCUGUCCCAUGUCCUGACCGCACGCUCGUAGGGCCAUGGUGUCGCCCGCCUCGGGAAUCUUAGGAUGCAGGCUGUCACACCACUGUACAAAUCAUGUCAAAAUAUUUCAUUUUAUCAUGUGAAAUGAAGGGGUGAUCUUUGGCUGAGCAGUAAAUUCCCUUCUGAAAGGGUAGCGUUUCUGUAGCUGCAGUUUUUGUCAUUUACGUUGGUGCCUGGGAAGUUCUGGAGGUCGUAUGCUUUAUAUUUGACUCAUAUGCGCUCUUAUCUAAUCAUUACAGCUUCGGAGAGUGUCGGUUAGAUGUAUGGAGACCCUCUGACUUCAGUGUUUAAUCUAGAGGUUGAGUAAUUACUUUCCCCGUCUGACUGGAAUAAAGCAAGUGCUAAUGGCUACAGAAGUCAUACGGGUAAAAUAAAGGUGAUCCUCCCACUUAAUGACAAAAAAUGAUCUUCCGUAAUGACCAGGGCACCCCUAAGAGGACAAUGAGAUGGAUACCCUUGUGGUGUAUUGCGUGGCCUUGAAUGUGUCAUUAUCUGUACCUUUCCGUUUCUUAAGUGAAAAGGAAGAAAAAUGAAAUGGUUAAAGUUACUUCUAGGUGUUGUAAUUUUGGACUAAAUUGCAGCUUGUUGUGAAAUCUGAAGUGUAGCCCUGAGUAGGUGUGUUUGAUUCUCUCUCUCGCUCUCUCUCUUCCCUCUCUCAUUUGGUUUGUUUGGCAAUCACUAAAUCAAGGCACUAGCACUCCAUCAUCACAGAGCACAGCACUUCAUACCUGAAAUAUGGUAGCCUACUCACACAUACACACAAACAACAGUUUCAUCAAGGUGACACAAAGCAAAUCGCUCCUGACAUUCUGUUCGGAUUCGGUUACUUAAGCUCAGCCACAUUUAGUGCCGAUAAGGGAAAAAAUGAGGAGCAAAACAGAUAAAAGACAAAAACACCAUAAGCAUCCUGUGACAACAGGAACAAAGGCUGAGAGUUAUAUGAUGUUCCUGUCAAUCUGCCCCAUUAGAAGCAGUACGCUCUGCAGCAGUGCCUCUCAACUAGUGGCCUGCAGCAUCUUGGUAGAAGGUAGCUGAUGUUGGUAGCCUUGAGCAUGAAACCAUAGAAUUGUAACCAAGAUUGUCCGUUUUCUAUACCAUGCGUAUGCCAGUCAUGAUAAUAAGUUUAAUAUUAAUGAGUUUCAGUAUGAUUUAACAACGUUUUUACUUUUGUACGAUAAACAAUAUUUUAGUACUUUGAUGUCCUGAAACAAAACCAGCUGAAAAGCACUGCUGUAGUCUAAUUGUAUCUUCUAAACCCCAUCUUCCUAUCCAUUUGAUUGGCCAAAAUGAGUGAGUGCAGGAUGAGUCAUCAAUAUUUCCAAAUUUUAGGGGUGUAAAUCUGCAAAAAGUCAACAUCGUUUCAGUUUUUAGGACCACACUGGCAUACAGAUGACCACAAAGCUAAUAGAAAAGGACUAGCAGCCGCAAAAUUACAUGGAGUUUUUAAUAUUAGACUGUUCUGUAUAGCCAUGUGUUAAAAAGUUAAGUGUGCAGACGUGCUUUGGGUCAGUUUAUAUUAGUAACAGAUGAAUUUGGAGCUUUUUAUUUUGUUUUGUUCCCAUCAGGCACAGGAAGUGUUCAAACUGAAGCUGAAGCCGUUUCCCAGUAGAGGUUAUAUUACUAUGCAAGAUUUUGCAUAUAACAUGAAUUUGCUUGCUUGCAUGUCCUUUCCUACUUCUGAAUCAUACAUUUAUGUUAAAAAAUUAGUAGUAAUGUCCAUUAAUGUUCAUGUUUCUGAGAGCUUUGCUAAUGUAGGUUCAGCUUCAGUUCAGUGUCUAUUAUGUGUAAGUUUAUGUAUGUUUAAUAAACAGCUGAUGGCAAUGAUAAUUCAUUCUUUGUCUCAGCGAUUAUGAAUCCCCUUUUGAUCCUGAUUUAAAAAUACAAACUGCUAACUUUAAGAAUAGUAAAAUAAAUUUCAUAUCCUGAAUCGAGACAGCAAGUGUUUGGGUUGAAAUCCUUGCCCCAGAACCCUACUUGGAAACAAGCGAGAUCUUUUUGGGGGCCUGAGACUGAUGAUGAUUCUUAUUUGCAAUGACGGCGUCAUAAUUUCUUGUUUGGGUGCGGCAGGCCUGCUACUGUCUGGGCUUGUCUGCGAGCACUACGACAGGCUUAUGGAGUGUUAUUAAGUUUGCCCAGGCUCACCUUGCCUGUGAUUGAAUUAUGGCCCAAUAGUAGUCAUCUAAAUUAGGGGACCACUAAAAUGUGCAGUUUAUUGCUUCAGUGUUCAUUUCAACAAUUGAAAUGAAAAAUCCUUCAAACAGUGCACUGAAGAUUUAACUAGACUUUAGUCGCUGCUCAUGGUAACUCAUAUGUUGCUGUUUUGGUGCCAAAAAGAGAAAAAAAAACAGGAUCUGUAAUUCUAACCUGAUUAAAAGUCAGUUUUUAUUUUCCUUAUGGCUGCCAUGUAAAUCUUUGCUAAAAAUGAUUUUGAAUGGACUUUAAAAUGGUUUCUUUCCAUGAAAGUUUUGAAAGAUAUACAGUAGUUGCUUGAUGCUUUAUGUAAACAUAUUUACUGUUUUUUUGUUUUGUUUGUUUUUUUCUCCAGUCUGAACGGCGCAAUGUAAACAAUAUAUUUCAGAGCAUGAGUAUUUAUUUAUAAGUUAUAAGGUUUUUGUUAGUUCACAGAUGUCUGCUGAGUGUUUUGCACAAGCUCGGUCAGAGAACUAACAAUGUUUAUUUCCAGCAUGUUAUGUCUGUUUAUUUAUUUAUGCUGCAUUGAUAUUAAUUAAGCGAGCAGUGUCUAUAUCCUCCAGGAACAUUUGGCUCAUUUUCAUGUCUUUUCAUGCACUUGAUUAUUUACAGGUACAAUGUAAUUCAUACAUUCAAAGUCAUCAUUAGUCGUGGAUGUUGUUACUUAUCUUAACAAACAUGAUCUUGUUUUUAUCAAGCAAAACAUGUUGAAUUCUAAGUGUAAGCUCAAGGCUCCAUUUCCAGAACCUCGUUUCACUUUACAGGAACGGAUUGAACAUGUUGCUCUGAUUAAAAAAAAAAAAAACCUGUAGUCCAAAUCAUUCUUGCUAAAUGACUGCACCAAGGGCUCUGUGGAAAUCCAAAUAUGCUUUAGCGUUAUAGGGAACAAUACAUUAUAUAUACAGGGCUCUCAGUGAAUGAGUGAAUGAGGCAUGAGUUCUUAACUUCUGCUUUCUGCUUGGAACAAGGUACAACAUUUUCCACUUCAAUGUUACAAGAUCACAUUUUAAAGCCAAGGUCUUAGAAAGCACAGCCAUUUGGCCAUUGGUUAUUAUCAUUGUUAAGGACCAUGAAAAAUUAUAGCUUGCCAAGCUGCAAGCUAAUCAUUGGAAGUAGUUGAACUAAAGUAGUCAAAAAAAGGUGGCUGCACUAUAUAAUCUGCGCCAUAUUGUUGCUGGCAUUAAUGAGAUCUCAGUUAGGGUGACAUUAUCAUUCUUGAACAGGUAAAUGUAUGCUAUAAAAUACACCCAGAUUUACAUGAGCGAAUCGAAAAUAUAGUACAGAGCUUAUCAGCAUUUUUUAUGUUUAUUUACAUCCGAACGAAUCAAUUCAUUCAAAUUAAUCAGACUCUACAAUGUUAAGUGAGAAAGGACAGGAUGUGAGUACACUUCUUUAUUCCCCAUUGCAGACAUUAAAACAGUGAAGUAGCAUUUGAUAGUUUUUAAGUAGUAAAGCAAACUAAUUUGAAACAGCUAUUUUGUGGCACUACUAAAAUUAAAAAUGUUAUUAAAUUAGUUGUGUCGCUGCUUUUUGUGAUGCUUCUCCUCAACCCUACAGGCCUACAGUCCCAAAACGGAAGCGUUCACUGCAAAUUGCGUCCUAAUGUCAUGACGCAAGCACAUCAAUAUCAUCACGCGCGGCUGCAUUCAUGAUUAGAUUUGAUUUUCAGUUCAGCGCAACAGACUAAAAGGCCGUUCAUUCGUCUAGUUGAAUGUUAUGUCACGGUUUAACAUGAAGCAUGGUCCUUGCGCUGCAGGUAAAGCCUCUACUGUCCCUCUUCGUCUUCGUUCCGCUUCAUUUAAGUGGCCAUUUGUUUGCGUUCACGCAGUAUAUUAACUCGAUAAAAAAAACCUCGUCCGUUUUUCUAUUAGAAUGUGAAGUGCUAAUAUUGGAAAGAGAUUACUCAAAGACUGUUUUGCCCAGGUUGACAUUAAUACAGCGGCAGCAGUGUUGCAGAUAGGCGCUGAGAGACAAAAAAAUCACUAGCAAUUUAUUCCUGAUGUGUCAUGUUCUCUAUAGCAAUUAUGAUGCUGGCCUAUUGUGUGAAGAAUAAAGGAGAUGCAAAGAUAGCAUUUGCCGUUUUUCAUCAACCCUGUGCACAGCUCCUGAUCUGUCACAACAAAAUGCUCUCUCUCACCCUUUGCUCUCCAUAUCUGUCUUUCUCUCUUUCUUUCAUCCUUGUAAACGUUGAGCUGCACGUGCUUCGGCAUGCCUCUAGAAGAUUUGACUUGUGCAUGGCGCGCGACUGCAAGUUCACACUAGGCAAUGGCCCUUGGGACUGUAUUACAUAUUUAUCAUGGCAAUUAGGAGACUUGUGCGCUAAGGGCCAUUAAAAAACGAAAGUGCCCCAGCGCAGUGAUGCAGUCUGUGCUCGCCGCUCGUUCUUAAAGCCGAUUAUCAAUGGCUGUGGCUUUUGUGUAUACACAAGAGAUGCUCAAACUCUCCAUUACAGCCACCAUCUUGGCACUAUACAGCCCCACAAGGGCUCUGCCACUCCCUCUCACUGUACCACUCUGCUUUUAUAGAAAAUAGCAGCUCGCUGAGAGAGAAAUAAGGAGGAUGUGGUCUGAAAAGCUGUGAUAAGGGUUCAGCAGGCACAUACAGCUUCACCAGCCCACAGACAUCUACGAACCAAGGUUGAAAAUAGCCCUUGUUUGUCUGGGUGACAUAUGUUGUAUAGCCAAGGGCUCCAGGAAACCGGUCCGAAGCCAGCACCUCCAGCACAGGAUGUUACUGUAGUGCACGUUACUAUGAUUCUCUUAGUCAUUCAUGAAGAGAGAAACCAGAGCGCCUGGCUGUGAAAUCUCUAUACAGCAACAAAUCGGCUACAAAUUGCUGAAUGCUGUAUAAGAGGAGAUGUGGGACUUGUUUGGAGGCCCAGAAGGCUGGUCGGAUGGGUAGACUCUGGGCCCCUGCUCCGCAUUCACAAUCGAAUGGCCCCAGCCGUGCAUGAAUGAAUGGAUAGAUGCAUUAGCAUCUCCUCACAUCAGUCCUCUGAUGUCUCCCACACUUUGAUGUUUGGAAAGAUGGACAGAAAGAAGGGGGAAGGAGAAAGAGAUGGCACGGGAUGAGAGAGCGGGAUGAAAGCCAACGCUGAAGGAAGAGAGAGGAAGAUGGAUCAUUUGGGAUUUGCACAUUUCUCUUUGCAUGGGUUUUAUGUUGCAUCAUCUAUGAAAUUAAUCAUGGCAUAGAAAGUGGAAGUGGGAAACAGCUCUUUUGGACAUGUCUGUUGCACUUUUUCUGUAAUGAUCCACCAUGAUGGUCGUGAAAAAUCAGAUUAUUACUAAACAUCUGGGAUGUACACAUGGCCAAAAGUUUGUGACACCCCACUUCUAAACAACAAUGGAUUUAAAUACUUCAAUCAGAUGUUUUCAGUAGAUUCUUUACUAUUCUUUAUCUGGUCCACACAACUAGUCUAAAUGAUUUAUUCACUCACUGAUUCAGUGGCAAUGGUUCUUGAGUUGGGCAACCUAAGUUUCAGUCUGUUUCUCACCCAAAUCAGUCAUAUUGCAUUGCACAUGAGCUAUAAUGGACCACUUUGAUGGUGCUUUUUAUAGUACUUUUACUUUGAAGCUUGGAAGCUCUAGUCAUAGUUUAUUGUAAUUGCAUGGGAAAAAAUGACCAGAAUCAAAAUGUUCCUUUUUGUGUUCAUACAGCUUUGGAACUGUGUGAAUCUGAGAAAAUGCCCAUGAUUUUGGAAUUACAAGUUACUUAUGGGUGUUGUGUUUUUUUGUUUUUUGACCAUUUAGUUUAUUCGAGUGGCAACGGAGAGAGAUGAAUGGUCUCAUCAUCGGUUGUUUGAACUGUAAGAAGCACAGCCUUAUGUCAUGUUUCCACAUUUGUUAACGUACAAAGCCCUUUAUCCCAGCAGUCUGAUGCAGCGAUCGAGUCAUUAGAGAUCCACUGGGGGAUUUGAGAAAGAGGGGCCAUCAUACUCUAUCUACACUUGGUAGCACAUAUAGACCACUAGCUACUUCACUGUGUGUUUACACAGCAGCUGAUGGAGUGGCAAAUCGAAUGGCUCUCAGAUGGUGUGAGCUGGAUGAAAGUGAGGAAUAGGACUACAGUAGAUGGGUUUGAAUCACAGAAACAGAUACCUCAGAUGAUGAGAGCUCUUCAGAGGAAAGAAUAGGUGGAAUGGGGAAAUGAAAUAUUUUAAGCUUAUUAUGGUUGUGUGAUGUGUCCCAUGUCUUAUGGGUCUGUGGAAUAGAAAAUCUAGAAGGUGUCUUGUAUUUGUAAAGCGUAUAUUGUUUAAAGAUUGAGAGCACAGAAUAUAAUGGAAGACAUAAAUCUGUGCAGGAUUAUUUGAGAACAAGGGUGUUACGAUAUCUAAGGGUGCUUAAACUUCACAAAUGAUUAAGCUUUCACGAGUGGGAGGUACUUCCUAUGAGCAAGCCCAAUCAGCAGAGCUGUCACUCAAAAUUACUGGGGGUGUGGCAUUACUCACCGCUACUUCUCUGGCUUUCUGCUGCAGUUUGACUGAUUUAUCAUGUUGAGAGGCUGUUUAUAUGAAAGACUUUAUGAAUAUAUAUAUAAAUAUAUAUUAAUAUAUGUAUACAUAACACUUUAUUUUUGCUUUCUUUGUACUAUAUUGUCAAAAUGGAUUGAUUGCUUUAUUUUGUUGAUUCUGUUCAUAUAAAAACCAAACAAAAAGUUGUGCAAUAAUGAACAAUGAAGAAAAAAUGUACCUUGUAAUUUAGUGUAUAUAUUCAGCCUGGUGGCAAUAAAGAGGUGUGACUUCCAAAAAGAUUUGACUGAGAACGGAGACUGAGGUGUCCUCUCUCACCUUUGUACAUUCACCACCGGUCCUGCUUAAGAUUUCAUUGUAAAAUGUAUUGUAUUAAAUAAAAUUUAAGAUAU